This is a messenger RNA of Anoplopoma fimbria (sablefish), 5155 nucleotides long. Its product is annotated as tensin-2-like. NCBI's taxonomy places the organism in Eukaryota, Metazoa, Chordata, Actinopteri, Perciformes, Anoplopomatidae. The record is from RefSeq and is a predicted model, not a curated record. Gene Ontology annotation, molecular function: protein tyrosine phosphatase activity; protein binding. Gene Ontology annotation, biological process: peptidyl-tyrosine dephosphorylation. The transcript is spliced from 27 exons. The coding region runs from base 1 to 4635 and encodes 1544 amino acids.
AUGGGGUGCAUUCACAGCAUGAGCACCGGCAGGAUGAAGACACAUGGACCUGAUACUGACGCAGGAGGAAUCCCCAUAAAGGCAGAGCCCGAGGUGCAUCCUGAAGUCUUUCAACUUGCUGAGCUCGUCAAUUCAGGGAGCCACACCUUCACAGAGAAGAGUUUCAAGAGGAAACGGGUGUGCGAUGUGUGCAAGAAGAACAUCGACAGCCCCGGGGCUUUCUGCAAGGAGUGCAAGGUUGCGGUUCACAAGACAUGCGAGGCCAAGGUGACUCCCACCUGUACCUCAACACCAGACCUGCACGGCUCGACUAAAUCUACACUACAGAAGAAGAGAGGCUCCAUACAGAGGAGUAAAAGUGUGGAACAAGUGAUGGAGCAUGUGAUGGAGCGUCACUAUGACUUUGACCUCACCUACAUCACGGAGAGAAUCAUCUCUGUCUUCUUCCUGCCGGACCUGGAGGAGCAGCACUACCGCAGAAACCUGCAGGAAGUGGCCUCUAUGCUGAAAUCCAAGCAUCAGGACAAGUUCUUGCUUCUGAAUUUAUCAGAGAAGAGACAUGACAUCACCAGACUAAACCCAAAGGUGCAGGACUAUGGCUGGCCUGAUGUUCACGCUCCACCCCUCGACAGGAUCUGUUCUGUUUGUAAAGCCAUGGAGACCUGGCUGACCUCUGACCCCCACAAUGUGGUGGUCCUCCACUGCAAGGGAAACAAAGGGAAGACGGGGGUCAUUGUGGCUGCCUACAUGCACUACAGCAAGAUCUCAGCUGGAGCGGACCAGGCCCUCACCACUCUAGCAAUGAGAAAGUUCUGUGAAGACAAAGUCUCCUCCUCCCUACUGCCAUCUCAGAACCGGUACAUCUAUUACUUUGGCGGGUUGCUGUCAGGUACCAUCAAAAUGAACAGCAGUCCUCUGUUCCUCCACCAGAUCCUCAUUCCAUCACUACCAAACUUCCAGGCAGGAGGAGGUUUCUAUCCAUUCCUGAAAAUCUAUCAGUCCUUGCAGCUCGUCUACACUUCAGGUGUCUAUGAUCCCCAGAGCUCCAGGGCAAGAAAACUGUGUGUGACUAUGGAGCCAGCGCUUUUAUUAAAGGGGGACAUUAUGGUAAAGUGCUACCAUCGGCGGAGUCGAGCAGCAGAGAGGGAGGUGGUGUUCAGAGUACAGUUCCAUACUUGCACUGUCCACGGAGCCCAGCUGUGGUUUGGCAAGACUGAACUGGACCUGGCCUGCACAGAUGACAGGUUUCCUCCAGACGCUACAGUCGAGUUUAUCUUCUCCAAUGGGCCGGAAAAAAUGAAAGGUCGAGAAUACCGCAAGAAUGAUGCCUCCAUCAAAGUGGACUACAACAUCUCAAACCCUGUUGUCAGAUGGGAUUCUUAUGAGAACUUCAACCUGCACCACCAAGACAGCAUUGAAAAUAUCUCUCAUACGAGGGGCCCUCUGGACGGCAGCCUGUAUGCCCAGGUGAGGAAGCGCCGUGGGCCGGGCUCGACUGCCUCAGCAGCAUCACCCAACGGGUGUCUCACUAGCAGCCCAACAGUCAAGCCUCAAACUCCCAACCGGCCCCAGUCUCUCACCUAUACCUCCGACUCGAGCCACUCCUCAGUCCCCUCUGAUCACCUGGAAGACGCCUCUGCAUCCAAAACCCGCCCAGAAAGAGAAAACGCCGACUGUCCAUCAAAGAGAGGAGACGGGGAAGAUGGAGCAAAGGAGAAAAGACGAGGCAAAGAGAAAGACAGAGAGACAGCCAUUUUAGACGACGGAGACCCGCCAAGUCCUGGAGGCCUGAGGCGAGAACACUCGUGUUGUGGUCGAGCGGGUGCAAAGUGUGGCGAUGUUGGAUGGGAGAGGGAACGAGAGCCCUGCCUUACUGACGGUCAUUGUCUCGGCCGUUGCAACAUCACCAAAAAGAAUCCAAAAAGCCAAACUCUGCCGGCUUUGCCAUCCAAAUCUGUGUCCCCGCCUCCUCAUUCAACUCAUAUGGAACUCUGCCAUCGACACAGCGUCCAUCCUAUACAAGAGUUACCAUGGGAACGUCCACCCCCGCCCCUGCCCUGUCUCCUCAGGCCCUGCUACCCUUAUUCCACCCCUGAUCACACCCAUCCACACAGCCACACCCUCCCUGCCUUAAACAGACUCUGCACUGGGGAGGAGUGUCACCUCCUCCAUUAUUCCAGCCACACUCCAGCCUCUCAUCUCUCCCAUCAAUCACUGCCCUCUAGCCCUUACAGGGAAAUGUUCUUCAGCUCUCCAACAACGUCUUCUGGCUGCCCCUGUCGAGACUGCUCCAGCAGGCGAGAGCACCAAUCAGCCUCAGCUCGAGCAUUCCACCCAUUGCGCCUCGACCAAUCAGAAAACCCACACUGGUCCCAAGGGGCCGGGGUACAACGAACAAGAGAAGCGCCUCCGCUAUGGGAAAGUGAAAAUCCAUGGGAGGUGGCAAGAGAGGCAGAGUUCUGGCAGUGCAAACCAGCCGUGCCGGCAUUUCGCGUCUGCCACUCCACUUUGGAUCAGAGUCCAAACCCGGAGCCUAGAUAUGCCAUCGGACCUCAUCAGGGCUACCCUGGCCCCCAGUCUUUGAUGGAUGUGCGGGAUGGAGCCAGCAGUGGGUACCACACCCCUCCACAGCCCCAUCACUCCUGUCCCUGCUCUCCUUAUCAGUCAUCCCCAGCAGAGAGCCAUGAGAGCCGGGGUUACGUCUCAGGGUACCACUCUGGAUCAGCCUCGCCUCUGCCGGCUAGUAGCCCCUCUCCUGUGAGAGGCAGGCUGCCCGAGACUCCAUCUGGAUCUGGAGACCAGCAGCACUCUGAGCAUCAAAGAGGGGAACAAGCUAAGGCUGAUGCAGAGGAUGACAUAUCCCAGGGUUCUGAAGGUAAAUCGGACUCCAAUGGACAGUCAAGCACACCUGGACUGGACUCUGAUCAUGACUACACAAUCAUUGGUAGCAGCAGCCCCACACACACAGAAGACAGUGUAACUGCUGAAAGCCCUCCUCGAAACCAAGAACCCUCUAGACAUCUGGAGUCCAGCACAAAUAGCGACACAGCCAUCACACCUGUACCAAGAGAAACAGAAACCCAAAGCUCCAACAUAUCCAUAAACUCCGUACAACCAUCAAGUGAGCAGAGUUUGAGCCUUGAUGGUAAGCUUGGAGCAGCCAAGAUCACAGGAGGUGCAGAGGGAUCAAACCAAUCAAAGUCUUCAAGCUAUGCCACUGUCAUCAUCAACCCGGUCCAGGUGCAACUGAAUGGCUCUGCCCUUCCUAGCUAUACCCCAUCUGACUGCAGCAGAGGUGCAUCCAUGAACCCCUCUGCUAGCCUCAGCUCUAGCCCUUCCACCACUUCCCCAAAUUCUCCUAUUGGCUCCCCAGACAUUCAGUCUUCUCCCCAGUGCUCCACAUCAGCCACAGACGCUGCAGGACAAAGAUUGACUCCAGAAAGAGACAGCUCAACGGACACAAAGCCACCAUCACCUGUGCCCGACGGAUAUCAAACACCGACCUUCCCCUUAGCGUCCUAUUACUACCCAUUACUAAAUGUCCCUCAUGUGCCAUACACUGGAUACACUGCGGUCACCAUCCCCGCCGUCCAGCCACCGCUACCAGAGAAGAAACGUCUUUCGUCCACACCAGGAUACCUUAACGGACACAACUCUCUUCUCCGGGCCUCCUCAGCACCUUCCCCCACGCACCACGUUACUUUCUCCCCCUCUGCGGGAGAGCAGAGACGGGGGUCUUCAAACCAAAGCUGUAGGGAGGAGACGGACAUCAGGGUCAAUGCUAAGUUUGUCCAGGACAGCUCAAAGUACUGGUACAGACCAGGCAUCUCCAGAGACCAAGCCAUAGCUGUUUUGAAGGACAAGGGACCAGGAACCUUCCUCAUCAGAGACAGUAACUCCUUCCAGGGGGCCUACGGUCUGGCCCUCAAGGUGGCCACACCUCCUCCUAAUGCCAACAUCACUGGCAGCAAAGGAGAUCCUCUGGAACAGCUGGUGAGACACUUCCUCAUUGAGACUGGCCCACGGGGAGUGAAGAUUAAGGGCUGUCAGAAUGAGUCUUACUUUGGAAGUUUAUCUGCCCUGGUGUACCAGCAUUCAAUUACUCCCAUAUCUCUGCCAUGUGCCCUUCGCAUCCCAGAAAAAGAUCUGGUUGGGGAGCUUCAGGAGAUGCAGAGUGCAACAAACACCAGCACGGCGGCUGACCUCCUCAAACAAGGAGCAGCUUGCAACGUGCUCUACCUUAACUCCCUGGAAACCGAGUCAUUAACGGGCCCCGAGGCGAUCUCAAAGGCAACCAAAUGUACCUUGGCCCAGAAUCCACGUCCAGUGGCAACGGUGGUCCACUUCAAAGUGUCUUCUCAGGGCAUUACUCUAACCGAUAGCAAAAGAAGGCUAUUUUUCAGGAGACACUACCCAAUCAGCAGUGUGACAUUCAGCAGUCUCAACCCACAAGACCAGAGGUGGACUAAUUCUGAUAGCACGUCAAGCAAGAUGUUUGGCUUUGUGGCGAGGCGGACUGGGAGCACUACAGAGAACGUGUGUCACCUGUUUGCAGAAAUGGACCCCGAGCAGCCAGCUGUGGCCAUAGUCAACUUUAUCAACAAAGUCAUGCUGGGACCACAGCUACGCAGAUAAGAAGUGCGGGAGAAUGUGCAAACUCUGGAUUAUUGUGGGUCUAGGGGAGAUUUUAGCAGGAUUUUUUAAAGAGGUGUGUGUGACUACAUUUGUUCUUGCAUAUAUACAGGUGCUCGGCUGUAUGGCUGAUAACAGAAUCCAGUUCUGACAGAUUAAGGCUCUGUAGAGCAAAUUAUUGUUUAUACGUCAGUUUACAGAGCCAACAGUCAAAGAGGAAUAGUUUGAUAAGCCAAAGACUUACUUUGAUAACCUUUGCCAAAUAAGAUUUAAAUAAGAGUUGUGGUUUUGGGUGGUUGUUUAGUUUUUUUGCUGUUGAUUAAGUUGUUGCUAUUUUAUUUGUAAUUCUGUUUCAAACAGUUCACAUAACGUACAACAAACUUCCCAAGCUGCGAAAGUGACAAUCCAUGUACCACACUGUUAUUUGUAUUAAAGUUUCUCUAAAUCAAUAUUUAAAACUAAAGGAAAUGGUUAAGAAGUCUUCAACAUGUCAUGUUCUAUGGUUUUAAACAGCAUAAAUGCA